ACUCGAGGCACUUGUCCCCUCCAUUUAUACUGGUAUAUAUAUAUACUCCUGGUAAUAAUAUCAUAUAUUUACAAAUAUCUGCAUAUAUCCACACCAUGGCUGAGGAGAAAGAGAAGCACCACUUCUCCCUUUUCCACCACAAGGAGGAGAACCCAUCAGGGGAGGUGGACUACGAGAAGGAGGAGAAGGAGCACAAGCACAAGGAGCACCGCGGCGAGCUCGGCGCCGUCGCCGCCGGUACCUUCGCCAUGUACGAACGGCACGAGGAGAAGAAAGAUCCGGAGCACGCCCACAAGCAUAAGAUCGAGGAGGAGGUCGCCGAAGCGGUCGCCGUCGGCGGCGCCGGUUUCGCUUUCCACGAGCACCAUGAGAAGAAAGAAGCACACAAACAUGAGCAUUAGAUCCAUAUCCAUGCUUAAAAUUUGCACCAGUUUUUAUUAUUAUUAUUAUUUUGUUACAUAUAUAUAUAUAUAUAUAUAUAAUGCAUUAUGAAUGAAGGGUUUGAUGUGUUUUAGUUAUAAAUAGAUAUAUAUAGAUAUUGCACUAGAGAAUAAGUGCUCUAUAUUAAUCUUCUACCUAUAUUAGUUUGGUUAUAGUUAAGGGUUUGUGGUUGUGUUUGUGUAUAUAUAGGCAC
Molecule: messenger RNA, 634 nt
Organism: Ananas comosus (pineapple)
Lineage: Eukaryota; Viridiplantae; Streptophyta; Magnoliopsida; Poales; Bromeliaceae
Product: abscisic stress-ripening protein 1-like
Exons: 2
Coding region: 96-401 (101 amino acids)
Source: RefSeq, a predicted model, not a curated record